Pelodiscus sinensis (Chinese soft-shelled turtle) is the source of this 1535-nucleotide messenger RNA. Lineage: Eukaryota; Metazoa; Chordata; Testudines; Trionychidae. The record is from RefSeq and is a predicted model, not a curated record.
GUGGGCGUGUCUGAGCAGUACCAGCCCCACAGAGCAGCCUAGGUGGAGGGAGUAAGAGAUCAGAGCCCCAUGGCUGACUCCACUGUGCCGGUUUCACUGCCCUGUGGCUUUAUCAAUGCUGCUCACCGGUACCUGAGCGCUGAGGCCUUCCGCUUCCAGGUGGUGGCCACGGGCUUGGUGCUGCGGCCCCGCCAGGUCUGGGUGCUGCGCUUCGUGUCCCCGCAGGGGGCCGGGGCAGCCGGGCAGGACGAGGAGAGGGGGCAGAGGGUGCAUCUGAUCAGCUCACUGCAGCGCUUCCUGGCGGCUGAUCCCAACGGCAAAGUCACCUGCGAACAGGAGGGCCCGGGCUCAGGUGCCCUCUUCCUGCUGCGGUACUACCCGGAUGGCAAGGUGUCGCUGCAGUGUGAGCUCACCCAGCGCUACCUGGGCGGGACCGAGGACAACGUCACCUGCUUCGCCCAGGCGGUGAGCGAGGGCGAGAAGUGGAGCCUGCAGCUGGCUCAGCACCCCAACGGCCUGCCCUGGGGGAUCGAAGCCAUCAUCAAUCUCCGCUUCAACCCCAAAGAGAACAAGUAUGGGCUGUGGACCGCGGACGGGAACCUGCUGGCCGCCGACGGCUCGCUGCAGCCCGAGGGGUCCCCUCAUACCCUCUUCCGCCUGGAGGUGCGGGGUGGCCUGCUGGCCUUGCGCGACGCCGACGGCAAGUACCUGACCGGGCGCGAGGCCGUCGUCAAGACCUUCAAGACGGACAAGCCCGGGCGCGACGAGCUUUUUGUGCUGGAGCCCAGCCUGGCGCAGGUGGCGCUGCGCACCUUCCACACCGGCGUCUAUGUCGGCUGCAAGCCAGGGGCCGACGUCAGUGCCGGCGCCACGGCUGUCGGCGACACGGAGGUUUUCCAGCUGCUGAUAAAUGAGGCCACCAAGGAGACCUGUUUUCGCAGCUGCUCCGGCAACUACAUCGGUGUGGACUCCAGCGACAUUCUGGUGAGCACCAGUGCCCAGGACAAGAGCGUCUGGUUCUCACUCCAGUACCAGGCGCAGAGGGCGACGCUGCGCUCAGCUGAGAACAGAUAUGUGACCAUCAGGCCCAACCAGCGUAUGAUGGUGUAUCCUGAUCUGCCAGGCAAGGUAACGGAAUUCCUGCUCAUGCUGGUGAACCGGCCGUUGGUGAUCCUGCAGAGUGAGUUCGGCUUCGUGGGGCUGUGCCCUGGGACACAGCGUCUGGAUGGAAACCGCCCGGACUAUGAUGCCAGCGUCAUGAUGAUCACUGAGGAUGGCCACUACCGCUUCAGAAUUGAGAACAAGAACUGGACCAUGGACAAGGAUGGGCUGAUCAUGUUGACAGGCGAGCGCGGCAGUGACUUCAUCAUCCAGUUUGCCUCUUCCAGCUGCCUUGUGAUGAAGGCUCCCAACAACAAGUAUCUGGUGGCAGAGGCGGGGGGCCGCCUGUGGGCAGGGGCUGUAGAUGUAGCGUCUGCCACUCCCUUCCGCUACUGAGGGACUGUAACCCCUGAAAUAAACUCCUGUGCUGACUC